Rotaria sordida is the source of this 384-nucleotide messenger RNA. The record is from the annotation of a GenBank genome assembly. Lineage: Eukaryota; Metazoa; Rotifera; Eurotatoria; Philodinida; Philodinidae.
AAUGGAAGUUUUUAAACACUUAAAUUUUUACAAUAAUAUUCUUUUUGGAUGAACAUAUCUAAAUAUCAGCAAAAUUUUCGAUCAAAAUAAUUCAUUACAGAAGUUUGAAAAAAUCUUUCUUUGUUAGGUGGAUUUAUUACAACAGAAAAGAAUGAAACAAGAUAUAUUCUUCUUUUGAAUAAAAAUUUAUUUAUAUCGACAUAUCUAUUCUAUACACAUCAAGAUCAACAAUUUGUUAUUCAUGUACAAGUGAACAAUAUUGAGCUGCAUUUAAUGAUACGACUUAUUCAACGUUUACUUAAAUAUACAUCAAUAACACAUAUUAAUUAUCAAUUAUUAAUUGAUUCAUUGGGUAAAUUACGUGAAAUAACAAAAAAAAAUUAA